This is a messenger RNA of Heteronotia binoei (common prickly gecko), 591 nucleotides long. RefSeq names its product vitelline membrane outer layer protein 1-like. The transcript has 3 exons. Bases 13 to 582 code for a protein of 189 amino acids. The record is from RefSeq and is a predicted model, not a curated record. NCBI's taxonomy places the organism in Eukaryota, Metazoa, Chordata, Lepidosauria, Squamata, Gekkonidae.
UAAAGCUUCAACAUGCAUCUUAUCAUUAAUACUGUAUUUUCCGUGCUGUUCUCAUGCUGUCUGUGGGAAGUGGAAACACGCGAAGUCACCUCCACCCUCUCAGUAUCCAACGGAGGACAAUGGGGAGAAUGGGGAAAAGAGGAAUUCUGUCCCAAAGGCUACUUUGAAGGGUUUUCACUAAAGUUGCCAGAGAAACGUGGAUUUUUUCAUGAUAAUCCUGGUGUAAUUGCUAUUCGUGGGCAUUGUUCAGAUGGCUCAGUCAUUGCAUCUUUAGUGGGCAAGGGUGGUACCUGGUCUGAGGAAAUCUCCUGCUGGCAUAGCUCUCUGAACUCAUUCGCACUCCGAGUGACAAAACCCCAAGGAAUAAGCGAUGAUACAGCAGUCGACAACAUCAAGUUCAAAUGCUCAGAUGGAACUGAACUGGAAGGAGAUGGAGAAGCAUGGGGUAAAUAUGGGGAAUGGAGUGAGGCCUGUAAAGUGGGUAACAUAUGUGGGAUCCAGACAAAGGUGGAGAAACCACAAUGGCUGCACAGGAUUGAUCGUACUGAACUCAAUGAUGUAAAGUUUUUCUGUUGUAAAUAAAUAUUGGCU